Myodes glareolus (Bank vole) is the source of this 2666-nucleotide messenger RNA. RefSeq lists its product as uncharacterized. NCBI's taxonomy places the organism in Eukaryota, Metazoa, Chordata, Mammalia, Rodentia, Cricetidae. Gene Ontology annotation, molecular function: DNA-binding transcription factor activity, RNA polymerase II-specific; RNA polymerase II cis-regulatory region sequence-specific DNA binding. Gene Ontology annotation, biological process: regulation of transcription by RNA polymerase II. The record is from RefSeq and is a predicted model, not a curated record. Gene Ontology annotation, cellular component: nucleus.
CGGGUGUCACAGAGACGCGAAAACUCCCCGGAGCCGCAGUCGCCGCGGGGCGGCCUGGGAAAGUCAGCAGCGCAGUGGGGGAACCGAAGCCCAGCGGCCCUGGAACCUCCCAGUGGUGUGACUGGACUUCUCCCAGGAGGAGGGUAAUACCUGGACCCUGCUCAAGGUCUUUGUACAGAGACUGGAUGUUGCAGAGUUACAGCAAUCUGAUUUUUGUGGGACUCAUUGAUCACUCAGACCUGCUCACCUGUGGAGCAGAACAAAGAGGCCUGAAAGGUGAAGAAGAAGGAGAGAGUAGCUAAGGAUCCAGGGCAGCAAGCCGUCUAUUCCUUGUUCCUGAAAGAAAAACUCAACAGAAAGAAAUGGCUGAUUCUCCAGUAUGCAUGUCCCAGGGUCUGUUGACUUUCAGGGAUGUGACUGUGGACUUCCCUCAGGAGGAGUGGGAAUGCCUGGACUCUGCUCAGAGGGCUUUGUACAUUGAUGUGAUGUUAGAGAAUUAUAGCAACCUGGUCUCUGUGGAGAACUAUUACAUAUGUGAUCCUGCCCAUCAACAUGUGAAGACUGAAAAGGAGUCUUUUGAGUGUAAUGACCUUGGCAAAGUGCUUCAUGACCCCUCCACAAGUGCAUUUUAUAAAACAAGUGAAACCACAGAAAACUCCAAUAACUGCACUUGCAAUAACCCCAGGGAUUCUUCUAUUGACUCAUCAAACCUAGAUAGACAUGAAAGCAUCCACACUGGAGAAGAACCUUACAAAUCUAAAGACUGUGAGAAAUCUCAAAAUUUGUGUUCCAGCAUUACUCAAGAUCAGAGACUCUACACUGCAAGCAAAGAACACAAGCAAGGAGAAUACAUUGACUAUUUCAGCUCUACAUGCAGUCUUUUGCAACAACCAAUCUACAUUGGAGAGACACCAUACCAGUGUGAGAAAUGUGGAAAAUCCUUCAGAACCGCCUCACACCUCUCUGUACAUCAGAGAAUACAUACUGGAAAGAAACCCUACAAGUGCAACAAUUGUGACAAAUCCUAUAACCAGUGGGCAAAUCUUAAAACACAUCAAAGACUUCAUACUGGGGAGAAACUUUGCAAAUGCAAAGAAUGUGGAAAGUCAUUUCCUCAGUUCUCAGCACUUAAAAGCCAUCAGAAAACGCAUACAGGAGAGAAGCCUUAUAAAUGUAUGGAAUGUGACAAAUCCUUUGCCCAUUGUUCCAGUUUCAGGAGACAUCAGAAAAUCCAUACUGAUGAGGAACAUUGCAGUUGUCAAGAAUGUGGCAAGGUCUUUCAUCAGCUAUCACAUCUUAAAAGCCAUUACAGACUCCAUAGUGGAGAGAAGCCUUACAAAUGCAAUGAGUGUGACAGAUCCUUUCCCCACUAUUCAUCACUUAGAUGGCAUCAGAAAACUCAUUCUCUAGAGACAUUUUACAAAUGCAAAGAAUGUGGUAAGUCCUUUCUUGAAAUAUCACAUCUUAACAGACAUUACAGAAUCCAUACUGGUGAGAAGCCUUAUAAAUGUGAGGUAUGUGACAAAUCCUUUACUGUGAAUUCAACUCUUAGAACACAUCAGAAAAUUCAUACUGGAGAAAAAUCUUACAAAUGUAUGGAAUGUGACAAAUCCUUUACCCGGGACUCACAUCUUAGAAGACAUCAGAGUGUUCAUACUGGAGAGCGACCUUACAGUUGUAAAGAAUGUGACAAAUCUUUUACUACAUGCACAUAUCUUAGAGAACAUCAGAAAAUUCAUACUGGAGAAAAACCUUACAAAUGUGGAGAAUGUGACAUGUCCUUUAUCCAACGUUCAAAUCUUAGAACACAUCAGAGAGUACAUACUGGAGAGAAACCUUACAGAUGUAAGGAAUGUGGCAAAUAUUUAACUACACGGUCAACUCUUAGAGAACAUCAGAAAAUUCAUACUGGAGAGAAACUUUACAAAUGUAUGGAAUGUGAUAAAUUCUUUACCCAUAACUCACAGCUUAGAACACAUCAGAGAGUUCAUACUGGAGAGAGACCUUAUAGUUGUAAGGAAUGUGACAAAUCUUUUACCACGUGCUCAUAUCUUAGAGCACAUCAGAAAAUUCAUACCGGAGAGAAUAUCUACAAAUGCAAAGACUGUGACAUGUCCUUUCUCCAAAAUUUUAGUCUUAAAAUACAUCAAAAAAUUCAUACUGGAGAGAAACGUUAUAAAUGCAAAGAAUGUGACAUAUUUUUUAAUCAGAUUUCAGAUCUUAGAACACAUCAGAAGCUUCAUGCUGGAGAGAGACCUUACAAAUGUCUGGAAUGUGACAAAACCUUUACCUACAUGUCUAAUCUUAGAACACAUCAGAUAGUUCACACUGGAGAGAGACAUUACAGAUGUAAGGAAUGUAACAAAUCUUUUACUGGUUGCUCAUAUCUUAGAGCACAUCAGAAAAUUCAUACUGGGGAGAAACUUCACAAGUGCAAAGACUGUGGCAUAACCUAUACCCACCUUUCAAAUCUUAGAAGACAUCAGAGAAUUCAUACUGGAGAGGAAAAUACUGUUGUAAAUCAUGUGACAUAGCUUUUAUAUGGUAUUGUUUACUUACAAAUCUGAAGAAUAUACAUUAUAAAAACAAAGACAAGAAAUUUGUGAAAGCCUUUAAUGAAGUCUUAAAUCUUAUAAAAUAUCACAAAUAAAAUUCUGCAAUAGUAA